CACGUCAAGUCAAUGGCAGUCGACUUAGGCAUAUAAAUGCUGCCUUCUAUCCUAGCUUUAGCGGCUUGAAACCUGGCCUUGUAGGGUAGUACUUGCAGCGCUGGAGGAAAAAUGGCGCAGCAACAACAGCAGCCCGUUGCAUUCCUUAAGCCUGCGACGUGGGGCAGCCUCAAGUUCGCGCAGACACUUAAAGAAAAGCUCUUCAGUGGAAAAGGCGCAAAUGAAGCCGCGCGGGUUGGCAAGGAGAACGAGUACGUUCCCAGUGCUGCACCACCAAAGGUUGACAUGAGCCACCUGCAGACACUGGGGCCACGGCGUCAUGUUGCUCAGCGCUAUGCUCUGCAGCCCAACCUCAACGUCAGUCGCCAGCACACUGCGCCGCAGCCCGCAAACUCAGGGUUGCGCGGAUUGGUGGGGCCCGGGGCGCCGGCGCCACUGCAACAGCAGUUCCACGUGCAGCCGCUGCCGAUUUAUCAGCAGCAGCAGGAACCCCAGCAGCAGCGGCCUUCCACGCCAUCUAGCCCCACGAUGCGGGGGCGUGCGCCGCUCGGCCAGAGCUCCAACCCCAACUUUGUCAACAGCAAUAUCGCGACCCGGCUGCCUACUCCCGUCCGUAUUAACUCACUUCCCUCUCCAGCCGCGCCAUCCAGCAGCAGCAACCUGGCCAUGGCCCUGCCCAAGCCACCCAGCCCUUCGCGCAGCCUGUCGCAGGGUGGGAUGGGCGGCAGCCCCUUCGCUGGAGCUGCCGCCGCCUCCCCGGCCACGUCCACGGCAACCAGUACCGGCUUCUCCAUCCCGGUGCCCCCGCCAGUUGUACCGGGAGUGGCCAGGGGGCCGCAGCAGCCACCGCAGCGCGCGGCGCAGCCCUGGGCCACCAGCUCUGGCGGCGCCCCGGCGGCACGGGCGCACAGUUCCACGGCAACGUCGCGGCCGACGGCUGCCCCCGGGCCAGAGCGCUCCAUCCUGGCCUCCGUGCAGCCGCGCAAUGCGUCCAUCCCAACCCCGCCUGCACCGCAGCAUCAGCAGCAUGCAAGCACGGUGAUUGGCGCCACGCUGGCGGGCGCUUCGGGAACGCCGGACAGCGCUCAGCAGCCGCAGGCAAAGACCGUGGUGGCCAUGCCUGCCGCGCCACCGCCGCUCAUUUCCGUGUCGUCGGCUAUCACCGUUCCCGCGCUGCAGCAGGCUCUGCAGCAGGCCCUGCUGGCGGCGGUGGAGAAGAAGCCGGAGACGUUCAAGGUGGACAACUUCCAGCAGCUGUUCGACAGCAUGAUGCAUCCCGGGCACACCGGCAAGCUGGACGGGCCGCUGCCUGACGAGCUGGCCGACGACGUCAAGUAUAGCGACAAUUGGUACAAGCACUGCCGUGACUGGAACGCCAAGAACAAGCCGGCAGAGGCGUACAUCGCGGUGCCGCCGGCACCUGCGGUGGUGGCGGAGCAGGCGGUGCCGGAGACGCCCAAGUCGGGGCUGCGGUCACAGUGGUCACUGGAUGAGGCGCCGAUGAGCGAGGCGUGCUGCAGAGCACUGGACAUCGCGCACCACGGGCUGAAGAAGGUCCUGACGCCCGCGCACAGCAGCCGCAGCGUGUCGCAGGCCGUGGGCACGCCCUCCGUGUCGCGCCCAGCCGCAUCCUCCAUCCUGGCGCAGCGCUCGGAGCUGCUUGACGACACGGCGGCAUCCCGCCCCGCCCCAGCUGCCUCGGACCGCCCCGACGCCACGCCCACGUCCUCCACCGUCGCCCGGACCACUGAUGUGCUGGAGUCGCCUGUACAGGAUGCGGCGGCGCUGCCACCGCAGGAGGCGCAGCUGACAGCGACCUCGCCGCUGGUGGCGUCGGCUGCGGGUUCGACCAACGCUUCACCCGUGUCAGCGGCGCUGGCGGCGCGUGCUCUGGUGGCGUCAGCCAACGCCAUAGCUCUGGGCACUGCCAUUUGCAGCACGCCGGAUCGCCCCUCCUCUGCCUUUGCCGCCGCUGCGGCGGCCGUUGGCAUUCGCACGGCUGCGGUCAUGGCCUUGGUGGAUGGUCACGAGACGCCAGUGGUGCCAACGGCUGCCAAGGCGUCCAUUAGGGACCUGCUCUCCCCCACGCCGACGCGCGGUGGAGCUGGCGGGCCGCCCAGCAACGUCACAACGCCGGGCGGCCCUUUGACGCCGGGCGGCGCGUGCAGCACGGCAGCUCCCUCUGCGGCCGCCACUCCGGCCCAGGCAGGCAUCUCGAGCUCGGCUGCAACGCCCACCACCGACGCCCGCCGGGCACAGUCGGCCUCGCCGGCCUGCGAGGUGCCGGACCUGUCGGUGGCGGAGGCGCGGCUGGCGGCGGCUGCCAGCUGCUCGGAGGGGCUGGAGCAGAGCCUGGCAGUGGCGGCAGCGAUCGCGGGGCAGCAGGAGGCCAUUGCGGCCCAGGAGACGUCCAUGUUCGCUGCUGGUGGUGCAGCGCCGGAGCUGCCCGCGGUUGCGCCUGUACAGGCGCCCCAGCCUGCAGCGGCUCAGGAGGCUAUCUGGUCGCCCAACUUCCCGGCUGUGGAGGCCACCGCUGGUGCUGCCCGGCAAUACGUGCCGUCACCUGUGACGCUGAUGCAGAACGCACCCCGCGAGUUGCCCACCCCUAACCCGGCCUUCUUCAACAGCAUCAACAACGCGCCGUCUGGUGCCGCUAAUCUCGCUGCAGCCGUGGCGGUGGUGGCCGCACCGCAGCACGCCGCUUGCGGUGUUUGGGUGCAGAUGCGUGAUCCCGCGGGCCCCUCCACCUCCAGCGCUCCGCCAGCUGUGGAUCCCCUCAACGAAAUCACCACGGGCAUCCAGCAGCUGACGGCGCUAAAGCACACCAUCCUGGCUGAGGACAAGGCUGUGGACGUCACCGGCAUCACGCAGGUCCUGCAGCUGAAGAUGGCGGUGGAGCAGUUGCUGGCACGCACCAGCACUGCGGCCGCGGCCGUCACUGUGGCCUCGCAGGCGCCGGCUGCUCCGGCGGCCGCGCCGCCAGCGCAGGAGCACAGCGCCCAGCAGCAACAGCAGCCAGGCACGCCGCAGCGCAAGCUGUCGCGCUCCGCCAGCUUCAGCGCCUUCAUCAAGGGCAUCUUCUCGCCCAAGAGCGCAAGCAAGGCCGCGCCGCAGGCCGCGCAUGCGGCGGUGCCGGCCUCGCCGUCGGCUGCCCGGGCCUUCGGAACCUCGAACGCGGCGAACCUUGCGGCUGCGGCGCCCGCAUCGCCGGCUGUGAACGUCCCCGGCAGCGGCGCCGUGGGCGUGCAGGCCGCGCGCCCAGCUUCCGCUUCGGCGCUGCCACGCCACGUGGCGUCACCCAGCGUUGCCGACCGCGGCCGGUACGCUGUCUUGCACCAGCGGGCGGCAGCUCGCCUGGCGCAAGCGGCGGCGGAGCCGGCCCCAGCCGCGACGAACCCUCAGGUGCAGCAGCGCGGCGACGUGUGGCGGCGGUACGAGGAAAAGAUCACCUCACACCGGCAUCAGCUGGACACCACAAAGUCGCAGCUGGAUGAAGCCGUACGCAAGCUGCGCGACAUGCAGGCGGAGUUCGACGAGCUGCUCCUGUGCCUGGGCAUGGAGUCGGCUAAAAACCGGGCGUUGUGUGACGCCAUGCUUGCCGCCGGCAUCGACCCCGAGCCCAUCAUGGCGGCGAUUGAGGCUGAGUGGCUGGCGGGCAACGGGGAGCAAUGAAAGCAUUGGGAACUUGGGAUACCACGGGAGGCAGGGAGCUUGUGGGGAGGCAGGGGGCUUGUCGGGAUGAGCGGUGGGAUAACGUGGCGGAGGCGGUACCGGUAGUAGAUGAUAGCUAGGCGAGCAAUAGAGUUCUUGCGUGGCUGUCACUGUGGGCUUUGUACAAGUCGCGUCAGGGCGCACGUUGUGUCCAGCUAGUGCAGGUAUUAAACUGUUUGGGGCAGGCUUGAGGCAGAUGACCUUCGCAGGCAGGCUAUGUAGCUCAUCCAAAAUUGCGGUUGGAACACGUGUUGCAA
Molecule: messenger RNA, 3968 nt
Organism: Chlamydomonas reinhardtii
Lineage: Eukaryota; Viridiplantae; Chlorophyta; Chlorophyceae; Chlamydomonadales; Chlamydomonadaceae
Exons: 8
Coding region: 112-3672 (1186 amino acids)
Source: RefSeq, a predicted model, not a curated record